Messenger RNA from Oncorhynchus gorbuscha (pink salmon), 4890 nucleotides. RefSeq names its product testican-1-like. Bases 218 to 1642 code for a protein of 474 amino acids. Gene Ontology annotation, molecular function: calcium ion binding; protein binding. The transcript is spliced from 13 exons. Lineage: Eukaryota; Metazoa; Chordata; Actinopteri; Salmoniformes; Salmonidae. The record is from RefSeq and is a predicted model, not a curated record.
GGAAAGGUUACGGAGGGGGAGGAGAGAGACAAGUUCUGAGGCUCGUUCCUGCUGCUCACGGUCGCCGUCAGUAUUACUGCUGAGUUCGGAGCUACCGGAGGUCCCGUGGAUACUCAGUCUACUCUACCGGACCGUUAAACCGUCUAACUGACACCCGCAGAAACUUCACAACUGAGCCCCCUGUUUCCCCCGGAAGCUGGACAAGCUAUCCGAGACUAUGCUUUUCUGUCUGCUGCCUCUCGCGGCUCUCUUGCUGCGCGCUGAGGGCAGGCGCGGGGAAACAGUGGUCCGUAACAACAACAAUGGCCACGCGCUGGACAACGACAAAUGGCUGAGCACGGUGUCUCAGUACGACAAGGACAGAUAUUGGAACAAAUUCAGAGAUGAAGUUGAGGAUGACUACUUCAAAAGCUGGGGUCCUGCCAAGCCAAUCGACCAGGAGACAGAGGGGAGGCCCGGGAGACAUGGGGAACCUGGAACCAAAGUCCACUCCAACCCAGGGAAGAGGAGAACAGAGGGUGUAGCUCUGGAUGCCACUAAACAUCCAUGUGUGAAGGUGCGCUGCCCUCCUCACAGGGUGUGUGUCAGCCACGACUACCAGACAGCCAUCUGCACCAACACCAACCACAAGCAGCCUACACACAGUGUGAAACCGAGGAAAGGAAGCUUGGCCUACAAGCACUGGGCAGGAGCAGGGGCCCAUGGGAAAUGUAGGCCAUGCCCUGUCAUCCACCCCAGCCCUGUGUGUGGAUCUGAUGGACACACCUACUCCUCUAAGUGUACGCUGGAGUUCCAGGAGUGUAAGUCAGGGAAGAACAUCGCUCUGAAGUGUGGAGGACCUUGUCCAUGUCUGCCUGAUCUGGAACUGGUCAAACCACACAGCCACAAAACAGAGAAGAGCGUCUGCAGUGAUGGGGACCUGCAUAGCCUAGCAUCCAGACUGAAGGACUGGUUCGGAGUUCUCCACCUCGACGCCAAUCGAGACCUCAAAUCCGCUGCCAACUCUGAUUCAGCGGCAGGACGUUUUGACACCAGUAUCUUGCCGAUCUGUAAGGACUCUCUGGGUUGGAUGUUCAACAAGCUGGACAUGAACUAUGACCUCCUGCUGGACCAAUCAGAGCUCAGCGCCAUCUACCUGGACAAGUAUGAGCUGUGUAUGAAGCCCCUGUUCAACUCCUGCGACUCCUUCAAGGAUGGAAAACUGUCCAACAACGAGUGGUGCUACUGCUUCCAGAAACCUGACGGUCUGCCCUGCCAGAAUGAGAUGAACCGGAGUCAGAUCCAGGGUCGGAGGAACACUGUCAUAGGGUCCUAUAUUCCACGCUGUUCUGAGGAGGGAUACUUUAAGUCAACCCAGUGUCAUGGCAGUACUGGACAGUGUUGGUGUGUGGACAAAUACGGCAACGAGAUCGCCGGCUCCAGAAAACAGGGCAACCCCACCUGUGAGGAGGACCAAGAGACCUCAGGGGAUUUUGGCAGUGGGGGCGCUGUCAUUCUCCUUGAUGACCAGGAGGAGGAGCCAGCUCAGAGUGGGAGGAGCCGGCAGAAGCAGAGGCGGGGCCGGAUCCAUCCCAGAGGGGCCAUUGAGGAUGACGAGGACGAGGAAGAUGACAAGGAUGAUGAGAUUGGCUACAUCUGGUAGCUCCGCCCCCACCUGUUCUCCCAUCAACCAACCAGGGACCCCCGUUAACUCUGAACAGACCUGAAGCCAUUCCAGCGUCUCCUUCGUACCCCUCAGCAUCAACUCUGUGUUCAACUGACUAUCCCCUCCUCUAUGCCUCUUGUUCACCUUGAAACUUUCUCUCCGCUACUCAACCUUCAUAUAGUGUGUCCCUCCUACUCUCCUUCAGAGAAUAGAGACGUAUUCAAUUCAAACAAAGACUGUCUAGUCUCUUUUAAUGUGUGUCCCUCUGCUACUGUGUUUGUCCUCAAACCCUUCAACCAUAGACUGACACAUUGCUAUAUCCUCUCUCUCUCUCUUUCUUGUUCUUACUCUCUCAUCUCCCCGUUCUCUCUCUCUUUAUCUGUAUCUGUGUCUGUGUGUCUCUGAGAGUCUCUUGUCUGACUGUGAGGUCAGAGACAAGUGUGAAGGUGAGAUUCUAUGGUGUGUUCUGGCCCUUCUGUCAAAGACUCCAUUUUCCGCUCCCGGCCUCACCCCUCAUGUUCUAGAAUACCAUAUUCUCUGUUUCCAGAAUAUUCUAUAGGCUCUUUGGUCGAGAAUAAUGUUCUUGCUGUUAUUGAAUGCUCCAGGGUGCCCUAGAACCAGAAAGAGUGAUGAUGUGUUACUUUUUGUUGCAUGUUCCCUGACUACGCCCCUGUGGAAAGACAAGUUUGGGUGGCAAGAUACACUGAGUGUACAAACAUUACGGACACUUUCCUAAUAUUGAGUUGCACCCUGCCCCUUUGCCCUCAGAACAGACUCAAUUCGUCAGGGCAUGGACUCUACAAGGUGUUGAAAGCGUUCCACAGUGAUGCUGGCCCAUGUUGACUCCAAUACUUCCCACAGUUGUGUCAAGUUGGCUAGAUGUGCUUUGGGUGGUGGACCAUUCUUGAUACACAUGGGAGCGUGGAAAACCCAGCUGCGUGGCAGUUCUUGACAUAAACCGGUGCGCCUGGCACCUACUACCAUACCCCAUUCAAAGGUUUUUUUCCCAAUCACCCUCUGAACGCCCCAUAUACACAUACAAUCCAUGUCUCAAUUGCCUCGCCUCAAGACUUAAAUUCCUUCUUUAACCGGUCUCCUCCCCUUCAUCUACACUGAUUGAAGUGGAUUUAACAGGAGACGUCAAUAAGGGAUCACAUCUGGUUUCGCCUGGUCAGUCUAUGUCAGGGAAAGAGCAGGUGUUCCUAAUGUUUUGUCCACUCAGUGUAUAACUCUCUAUGUAUCCUGUGUCCGUUGUUGGAAAGGGACCUGUAAAGUAAGAAUUUCACUGUUAGUCUACACCUGUUGUGUACGAAGCAUGUGACAAAUAAAAUUGGAUUAGAUGUUGAUUUGACAAUGUCCAUAUUGGCUGCUGCAGUGCUCCCUCCCCUUGCUGUCUCAAUGCUGUGCAGUCUUUAUUUGAUGCUUCCUCUUCCAAUUGAGCUUUUAAAAGUUCAAAACCAUGUUGUUAGCCACUUACUAAAUAGCAACCGCUCUCUUCAACUUGAAAGCUUUGAUAAUGACUUUUCCCCCAGCUAGUUUUGUACUUCUGUUUCAGUUGGAGGCACUUAGUCUGUAGAACUACAGAACCAGAGAAAUCUAAUUGUGGUCACACAAAGAGCCCUGCCAUUAUUCAGACCUUUUUCAAACCCUCCCAAAUCCAGCCUGCAGAUUUAGAAACGGACACAAAGAGAAAAUGCUUUUAAGGGUUCGCUUUGGGGGGGGGGGGGACACAACAAGAAGCAGUGAGUCUGUUAAAAGGAACAUAGCAUAAUGGUUUUGUUUGUCAUAGAGUUUUAUUUCUGUAGCCAUUGGUGUGUACUGUUGACUGAGGAAGUGGAACAUUCUAUACCUUCUAUUCUAAAUAAGUUCCUGCUUUUUUCCCCCAGAAUAUUCCGCGUGGUAAUCAAGUGAGGUCAGUUAUCGGAACGUAUCUAGCACACAAACCCAGAUGAGAUAGGCUUAACCCAGAAGGCAGGCUUUUGAACAGUUAAGCCUUACACUGGAACAGUAUAAGCACACCCACACAAUGCUCAGUGGCAUUCCACUUUGAUAAUGACAGGCCUUGGAUGAUCGGACGUAUAUAUUCGAGGGUCUGAGCCGGACACUAUAUUAUCAGUUGUCAGUACUGUAUUUGUAAGGCUUGUGUUUCAUUGGUCUUGUAAUGCAGCAUAAUGAUACAUUGCUCUUGCUUUGGCGUGCUUUGGCGUGCUUUGGCCAGCAGGAACACAUCUUGAACGGAUCUUUGAUUAAAGUGUGAGACUCUUGUGAUUGACACUUUGGCUCAUCCCUUACGGAAAAAGAUUCCAGUCAGAGUGCAGUAUAACUGUUGUUUUUACUACAGUAAUUCAGCAGUUUAACUGCAGUUAUUCUGCAAUUACUGCGUCCAAAAUACCAAUGCACUUACUACAGUUUGCAGUUUUCAAUCUUUUUUUGAAAGGGAUCCAGCACUGACUAAAACUUCACACAAUACAUCACUGAGCUCUUCUACUCUUCAGCCAAUCAGUUGGCACCACUGAUGUUUCACUCUGUAAAAUAUAAGUGUAGUUCCAGGCAGGCACACAGCAAAUUAGAAAACAGCCUUUCACAACCUAACACUGAUUGCUCACUUUCAAAUCUCCCACUCUCUCACUCUUCCUCUGCUCCCUCUCUCACAGCCUUCCACUCCCUCUAGCUCCCCCUCUCUCUUGCUCAUCUUCACUAUCAUUUUGUCACUCACUUAUUUUCCCCUUUUUUCUCCCUCUCUCUACCCUCCUCUCUCUCUCACUCUCUCCUCUGUUUUUCACACUGGGGGAAUGUGUGAGGGAGUUUUACAGCCAUAGCGCUCCUCUCUCUCGUUUCCCUUAUUUUGUUUUUUUAUAGCUCAGAGAUGUCUCCCCUGCGAGGCUGUCAUAUCGCUCGCUGCCUUGUCUCUCAGCCCAGGGUCUCUGUGGAGACGAGUAAUGCACACCAUGAUUGGGCGGAAUGGGGGGUGUGGGUAAUGGGUGGUCAUUUAACGCCCGUAGAGUCAACCUUUCAUCUCGCUCCAAGAUGAAAGACAGGCAGAGGAACUCAGGCGAAGAAAUGUAUGCUUUUGGGUUUUGGGGAUUCUUUCGCUUUCCCUAAAAUGUAUAUUUUUCUCUAAUGCCUAUCCUCCCUUUUCGUUCUCUGAUCUUAUUUGUUUCUUCCUUCCCCCUCUCUCUCCUUCCAGCUCUCUCUCCUUCCCCCUCUCUCUCCUUCCAGCUCUCUCUCCUUCCCCCUCUCUCUCC